AUGCUGUCUAAAGAAGAGGUGAAAGGCAUUUGGAAAGCUAUAAGUUCCGGAAAUGAACGUAGACACUAUAAUUCAUUGGUGAAACUAGUCCAUGGAUACAACGAGCUAUUGGAGAAUAAUGGGCUUCUAGAGACGUACGAGGAAGAUUUCCGCUAUGUGACCAUUGCACUAAGCCAAAUUUUCAUCAAAUUGUUUGAAAGGGGCCAGCUAAUGCCCCAUCUAGCAUCGAAUGCCAACGAGAAGAAGUUCUUCGAGUGGUGUAAGAAGGUAUAUUUAAACUAUAAGGCCAAGUUAUUGGCGGUGAUCGAGUCGCUUACGGAGGAGAACUCCCUAAGUCUUGAUUGUUUGGAUUCCUAUAUGAAAAUGUUGCAUUACGAGUCUAUUUACUGGACGUCCAAGCCAAACAGUCCAUUUUUCCCAAACAAAACACUUCGGUCGCUAUUGAGUGCUCUUUUCAAAUGUAACUACGUGGCUGAUAUUGAUUUGAAGGAUGGACAGAGCAACAAUCCUGUGUUUGAGCUCUUUGUGGAAACCUAUUACAAAAAGAAUUUUGAUAUCCAGUUUUACACUCAAUCGGAACUACAAACAUUAUUACCAGAAAUCCAGGUUAGCGAUCAGAUCAAGAUGUCAAAAUGGUUGAAAUUAUCCAACCAUGACCUACACAGUGCUCCAGAACUAGAGAUAUUUGUGUCAAUGCCUCCACAGGCGAUAGAAAACGACGCGAAGUUCAAAUCCAUGAUAGAAUCCAAUUGGUUGUACUGUCUCAACUUACAAGAUCUAUCUACAAACCAAUAUAAGACUGUGUUGCUUGUCUUCCACAAGAGAAUCAUACCGUGGUUCCAUCAGCCAACCAAGCUCAUGGACUUCUUGACUGACUCUUACGACCAAGGUGGCAUUGUAUCCAUUCUCUCCUUGAACGGUCUCUUCGAACUAAUGCGCAAAUUCAACUUGGAAUAUCCAAACUUCUAUUCAAAACUUUAUCAACUUCUCACACCAGAACUAAUGCACGUCAAGUAUAGAUCAAGAUUCUUCAGACUACUAGAUACUUUCCUAUCCUCUACACAUUUAUCAGCUCAACUAGUGUCCUCGUUCAUUAAGAGAUUAGCCCGUCUCUCAAUCUCUGCCCCACCCGGUGCUAUUGUGUCCAUCGUGCCAUUCGUAUACAAUUUGAUUAGAAAGCACCCUACUUGUAUGAUUCUUCUUCACGACCCAGAAUACAUAAAUUGUGACUCUUCCAAGAAACAAGAGUAUAAGGAUCCAUUCAACAAUGAAGAAACAAACCCAGAACUCACAAACGCAAUUUCAUCGUCGUUGUGGGAAUUGGAGUCACUAAUGAACCACUACCAUCCUAAUGUAGCGACUUUGGUGAAGAUCUUCAAGCAACCAUUCCAAAAACUAAGCUACAAUAUUGAAGAUUUCCUCGACUGGUCGUAUGAUUCUUUACUACAAGCAGAAGCUAACAGAAGACUAAAAAUCCAACCUGCUUUGGAGUUCGAACAAUUCGAUUCCCUUUUCGAGACAAACAACGAAACCUCCGCAUCUACAUUUGUACCACUGGUUAAAUGGUAA
This is a messenger RNA of Kluyveromyces marxianus DMKU3-1042, 1569 nucleotides long. It is a transcript of the gene NOC4, whose product is annotated as ribosome biosynthesis protein NOC4. Gene Ontology annotation, biological process: ribosome biogenesis. The record is from RefSeq and is a predicted model, not a curated record. Gene Ontology annotation, cellular component: nucleolus; Noc4p-Nop14p complex; small-subunit processome. Bases 1 to 1569 code for a protein of 522 amino acids. NCBI's taxonomy places the organism in Eukaryota, Fungi, Ascomycota, Saccharomycetes, Saccharomycetales, Saccharomycetaceae. The transcript has a single exon.